UCACGUUAUCCGAUAAUUACGCCUGUAGAGUCGCUAUUUGUUGCCAGCUUUCGGGGGGAAUCCAUACUACCCAUUUCGGUGAUACAUGCUCCGGGGGCGCUCGGGCUUUAGGUGCUUACUACAGCAGGUCUCAACGCACCUCGGCAACUUGAAGCCAAGUGUGCUGUCGACCACUGGCUAGGAAAAAACACAAGAUGGCAGUCCUCGACUCUCUGUAUCUGGCAGGUGGCAUUGUCGCCGCCACAGCCAUACCAAUUUACAUCUUUGCACGCCUAGGAAGAAAGCUACGCGUUCUGAAUUCAUCAGAGGAACGCGUCCUCAUCCUUGGCGCCUCGAGCGGCGUGGGACGCGCCAUCGCACAACAGUACGCCCGUCGCGGUGCCCGUGUGUGCAUCGUUGCGAGACGUGCGGAGAAGAUCUCUGCGCUCGCUGCGGAAUGCGGAAAAGGGUGCAUUUGGGAGGUUGCGGACUUCACGGCGGCGGAGGAUAUGGUGCGGGUUAGGGAUACGAUUUUACGCAAAUGGGAUGGGUUGGACACCCUGCAUGUCUGCGCAGGAGUGUCAGCACUGCAGCCUGUCAUGGCUCUCACUGGAGUCCAGUCUGCAGAGCAAGACGCAGGUAAUUCGGGUAUCGAGAAUGCUGCCGAUAUAGCCAGGCGCGCAAGCCAAGGCAACUUUAUUGGUCCAUUCGUUGCGGCAGUAACCUUCAUCCCAAUGCUAACCCGCACCUCCACCACGCCAUCUAUCCUCCUCGUCUCCUCCGUCGCAGCCGUCGUACCCGCACCCACCCGCGCCCUCUACGCAGCCACCAAAGCAUCCUCGCUGCUCCUCUUCCAAUCUCUCGCUAUAGAGCAUCCAGGAAUCGCUUUUACCUUUGUUCUCCCGGCUACCAUCGAAGGAAACUUCCGUGCGUCGGCUGUGGAUGCUGGCCCGGUCCUCGAGGCAGAUCCGAACAAGUAUGGCCUAAAGACCGAGUAUGUUGCGAAACGGUGUAUUGAGGCCGUGGACGGAAGGGUUACAGGCAAUGUGGUGCUUCCUUGGUUCCCGUAUGCCCUGGCGCAUCAUCUUUAUUACUUGAUUCCAUCGUUUAUUGAGCGAAGGGCGGCUAAGAAGUACAAUUUCCCGUCAUAGGGGAAGUUCGAUCUGCAUAGGCAACCCGAAUGAUGAACAUACCUCGUCAUCUUGGGAAUGAGAUGUUGUUUGGCAAUGGGUGUCAGUUGAUUGCAUUUGAGAAUGUCCUGCGUGUUUGACCCUGGCCAAUGGGACUGGGAGUGCUUCAUAUUAAAGCCCCUGAUAGCCUUGUGCAAGUGAGGCGAUGCAGUGCAACAUAUCAAGGGGCGAAUGUUGUCUUUUGUGCAAUUAGAUGUCUUACAUCCUUCCUAAUCAAAUUGUUGCCAGCGCUUGUCUCUAUACAAGCAGAAUCAUGGGACUACGCCA
Molecule: messenger RNA, 1436 nt
Organism: Pseudomassariella vexata
Lineage: Eukaryota; Fungi; Ascomycota; Sordariomycetes; Amphisphaeriales; Pseudomassariaceae
Product: short chain dehydrogenase
Exons: 3
Coding region: 195-1130 (311 amino acids)
Cellular component (GO): membrane
Molecular function (GO): oxidoreductase activity
Source: RefSeq, a predicted model, not a curated record